GAGUGGAAAAAUAAUGUUUGGACACUUAUGUUGUUAAUUUCUCCUUGGAAUUAGGUAGCAAGGGUGUGUUGUCCACAGUUAGCAAAAAGAUCAUCAUUUAUACAAGUCAUAGUUUUCGGCUAUCCACGCUUUAAUGAGGUUUACAUUUCUAAGCUGUUAAUGUAUUUAUUUAAUUGUCUUUUGGGGAGUUUUAAUUUCAAUUAGAUGCCUGUGGUACAAAACGGAUCGUCCAAAUGGUGAUGUUAAAAAAGGGGGAUCACGUCUGGAUCGAGUCCAGUAUUGGGGUCCCUAUUGGAGGUUACGUGAAGGUCUCAGGCAGUGGACAGUGUUACCUGGUUGAUGAUGAAGGGAAGGAGCACCAUAUCCCGGAGGGGGAAAAGGCCAGUCUGAAGCCUAUGCACCCCACCUCAGUAGAGGGUGUGGAUGACAUGAUCCGACUGGGGGACCUCAGCGAAGCCGGAUUACUCAGAAACCUGUUGGUGCGCCACAAACAUGGCAUGAUAUAUACCUAUAUUGGCUCUGUUCUGGUGGCCAUGAAUCCCUAUCAGAUGCUGCCCAUCUACACUGCGGAGCAGGUGGACAUGUAUCAUGGGCGUAAACUAGGCGAGCUCCCACCGCACAUCUUUGCUAUCGCUGACAGCUGUUACUACAACAUGCGCCGCAACAAUCGCAACCAGUGCUGCAUCAUCAGUGGAGAAUCUGGUGCAGGAAAGACAGAAAGCACUAAACUGAUUCUUCAGUUCCUGGCUGCUGUGAGCGGGCAGCACUCCUGGAUCGAGCAGCAGAUCAUACAGGCCAACCCCGUCCUGGAGGCCUUUGGGAACGCCAAAACCAUUCGGAAUGAUAACUCCAGCCGCUUUGGGAAAUAUGUGGAGGUCUUCUUUAAUAAAAACGGCGUUAUAGAGGGAGCUCACAUGGAACAGUACCUGCUGGAGAAGUCUCGUGUCUGUCAUCAGGCACCUCAGGAAAGGAACUACCACAUAUUUUAUUGUAUGCUAUCUGGGAUGCCAAGUGACCAAAAGAAGACACUCUCUCUUACUGAUGCAUCACAGUUCAAGUACCUGACUGAGGGUAACUGUUUGACAUGUGAUGGUCGGGAUGAUACUGAUGAGUUUGGACGAAUUCGUGCUGCUCUAAAAAUCCUCACCUUCUCAGAAAAGGACUGCUGGGAAAUUUUCAAAUUACUCGCUGCCAUUCUCCACAUGGGCAAUGUCGACUUUCAGAGCACUAUAAUGAACAACAUGGACACCUGUGACGUCCUGUCAUCAAAUCACUUUUCCGUCACUGCCAAGUUGUUGGAGGUGAAUGAUGCUACUCUUGAUAAGAGUCUGACCCAUCGCUCCUUCAUGACGAACAGAGAGAAAGUCACAAAGCCCCUCAACUCAGAGCAAGCCGCAGACACCAGAGAUGCUUUUGCAAAGGCCAUGUACGGGAGGCUGUUUGUUUGGAUGUUCACAAAAAUAAACGGUGCCAUUUUCAAACCCCAGACUGAUGAGCCCUCCUACACGCGCAAGUCCAUCGGCCUGCUCGACAUUUUUGGCUUUGAGAACUUCCCUCGGAAUAGUUUCGAGCAGCUGUGCAUUAAUUUUGCCAAUGAGAACCUGCAGCAGUUCUUUGUGAGACACGUCUUCAAGCUGGAGCAGGAUGAGUACAGUAAAGAAGGAAUCACAUGGAAGCGCAUGGCUUUCAGUGACAACCAGAAAACCCUGGACCUGCUGGCUGUUAAACCUCUCAACAUACUGGCUCUGAUUGAUGAGGAGAGCACCUUUCCUAAGGGGACAGAUGCCACAAUGUUAAACAAAAUGAACACCGAACACAAUGGAAACAAAAUGUACAUCUCAUCCAAGGGCAACCAUGGCAUGAGUUUUGGGAUUAAACACUUUGCUGGAACAGUUUAUUAUGACUGUGAAGGUUUUUUGGAGAAGAACAGAGACACCCUAAGCAUGGACAUGUUGGAGGUCAUUCAUAAAUCUUCCAACAAGUUGCUCAAAACAAUCUUCGAAAAGGAGAUGAAUACCAACUCAGCCAAGAACAACAACAAAGGCCACAAAAUCAUCAUUACGCCAAAGAGCUCAUUACGACAAAUAAAUGAUUCGAGGCGGCAGAUAUCUACUCUGAGUGGCCAGUUCCGGCAAUCUCUGGACUCUCUGAUGAAGGCCCUGUCUCUCUGUCAGCCUUUCUUCAUACGUUGCUUCAAACCAAACGACAAAAAGUUGCCCGUGGUUUUUGAUAGAAACCUCUGCAUGCAGCAACUGCGCUACUCUGGAAUGUUGGAGACCAUUAAAAUACGCAAGUCAGGAUAUCCCAUCCGGCACACCUUCAAAGACUUCCUGCAUCGCUAUCGUGUGCUCCUAAAGACUGUGGACUGUGACCCCAACACUGAGCCUGCUGCUAACUGCUGUGCAGCCAUCUGCAAGGCUUUGAUCAAAGAUGAAGAGGACUGGAAGAUUGGCAAAAGCAAAGUCUUUCUCAGGGAUCAUCAUGACGCCUUCCUAGAACUGGAGAGAGAGCAAGAGCUUUACAGGAAGGCACUUAUCAUCCAAAGAGUGAUGCUCGCUCAUAAGGACAGAGCAAAUUUUGUAAAGAAGAGGAGGGCAGUUCUGGUUUUGCAAAAAAACUGGCGUGGCCACAGAGAGAGAAAAGACUUUUACAAACUCAAGCAAGGAUUUGCUCGGCUGCAGGCACAAGUGCGCAGUCGGCAGCUCCAUAAAGAGUAUAAGCGCAGACGGGCUGCAGCCAUCACUCUGCAAACACAGACCCGUGGCUACCUCGCCAGGAAAGACCUGAAACGCAAAAAAGAUGCAGUGAUAGUGCUGCAGACACAGACCAGAGGACUGCUGGCCAGAAAAACCCUCAUGAGAAUGAAAACAGAAGCGGUUUUGACUGCACAAGAGAGAGAAGCUCAGGAACGUACAGCAUUGGAGCUUCAGCAGCGCCUAGAGGAGCUGCUCCGAAAAAAUGAGGAAGCCAAAUCCCAGAAUAAGGGUGAUGAUGAAAUGGUGGAGAAUAUCUUUGGCUUCCUUCCGGCUACAGUAGGAGGUCAAGAGGGACCAGCUCCCGAGGGUUUUGAGGAUUUGGAGGAAGAGGCGGUGAAGUUAAAAGAGGUUGAAUUAGUAGAGAGCCCUGUAAGGGAGAGGAAGGUGAUACCAUUACAAGACAGGAACGAACAAAGUUCAGAUGAAGAAGACGAGGAUGAAAAGGAGAAGGAGAGAGAGAGGGAGAGGGAGAGGGAGAGGAAGAAGGAAAAGGAGAGGGAGUUGGAGUUGGAGAAGGAGAGAGAGAAGGAGAGAGAGAGGAAAAGGGAAAAGGAGAAGGAGCGGGAAAAGGAGAGGGAGAUGGAGAAGGACAGGGCAAGGGAGGCCGAUGAGCACUCCUUCUCUAAAUUUGCAUCUCUAAACUUCCAAGGGUCUUCCACUCACUCACAUAUCCAACAAAGAUUACGACAACCCCUGCUCUACCAUGAAGAUGAAGGAGAUACCCUGGCUUGUUUGACAGUAUGGUGGAUCAUACUAAGAUUUAUGGGAGAUCUUCCAGAGCCAAGGCAAGAACGUAUUUCUUCUAUAGCUGACCCCAUUCAAAUGAACCUUGGUCAGAGACAAGCCCGCCGACUCAGUAGCCUUGUUGGAUUAGAUCAGAAAUUUUUGAGAAAAAAAAUGAAGCAACAGAAGGCGACAGCGAAAAGAAAACACUCAACCAUUCCUGAAGAAGAGCCAGAAGAAGAACUAAAACCUAGACUGCAGGCUGUUCAGGAGGAAGAGGAUGUACUGUUUGGAGAGAGAGCAACUUAUGAUCGUCCAAUGACAUCAUUGGAGAAAUUGCAUAUUAUAGUAGGAUAUGCUAUCGUACGACAAGAUAUAAGAGAUGAAAUCUACUGUCAGAUCCUUAAGCAGUUAACAGGCAAUAAGAACCAAAAAAGCACAAACAGAGGCUGGAUUCUUCUGUCCAUCUGCCUGGGUAUUUUCCCUCCUACGGACCGCCUCACUAAGUACCUGGAGAGUUUCAUACACUAUGGGCCAAAUGAGUACUCCUCGUACUGUGCAGAGCGACUACGGAGGACUUUAGCCAACGGAGAAAGAAGUGAGCCGCCAUGCUGGGUUGAACUACAGUCUGUAGAGAACAAGAAGCCCAUUACAGUAGUUGUGGGUCUGAUGGAUGGCAGAAACAUCAGCCUUACUGUGGAUUCAGCCAGCACUUCUGAAGAGGUGUGCAAUGCGAUUUUCCAGAAAGUAAAGCUGCAGGACACUUACGGCUUCUCCCUGUAUGCUGCGAUGUAUGAGAAGAUGUGGUCUCUUGGCAGUGGCAGUCAGCACGUCUUGGAUGCCGUGUCUAUGUGUGAGCAGGAAGAAAAGAGGCAGGGGAAAGAGGAACAACAUGCUCCUUGGCGUCUCUAUUUCCGCAAAGAGAUCUUCACUCCAUGGCACGACUCUUCAUCUGAUCAAGUCAGCACAGAGCUCAUCUACAAGCAGGUCGUCCACGGACUCAAAAGUGGUGAUUAUCAGUCUGAUAAGGAGGAUGAUUAUGUACAGCUUGCAGCCAGACAUUACUAUGUACUGCAUGGUUCUGAAAGCAGCAUGGAAACCACAGAGAAGAUUGUUCGUGAGUGCAUGAACAUGACUAUAAUUGAGAACAAGUCUCUCGUCAAACUAGUGCAGUUGGUGCAUGCUGCACACACAAAGGGUCCUUACAUAAACUCUACUACACCUGUCUUUGAAGUGAAAAUGGAAACGGUCAAACUUGCACAGGAGAAGUGGACAAUCUAUUUCUCUAAGUUCUAUGAGGCACAAAUUAUUUCAGGUCCCACAGUGCCUCAAGACGAGUUUGUAAUUGUGGUGAACUGGAAGGGGGUCUUCUUUCAAGAUAGGACAGAAGCCGCAUUUCUGCAGUUGUCUUAUCCUGAGGUGUCAAAUAUUGAAAUAAGCGACGACAGGUCUGGUGGGAUUGUGUGUUUGACAACUCCAAAGGGGAUGUAUGAACUGAAUGUUGCGAAGGGAAGAGGAUUAGUGGAGCUAGUCAACUUUUUCAUCUCAGGGCUUAAGAAGAGAUCCGAGUACGCAGUGGCAAUACAGGACCAUAGCAGACAAGAGGAUCCCGCAUUGCUGAGCUACAGAAGGGGAGAUGUGCUGUAUAUCAUAAAGGAUGGGGAGUAUUCUUCUGAUGAAGGCUGGAUCAAAGCGAGGAAUGAGAGGACAAGUCAAACUGGAGCAAUUUCCUUAGAUGCCGUUCGGAUUUUGCCGUUGUUGUCCAGGCCUACAGAAGAAACACUGAAUUUGCUGAAUUUGACCCCAGCACGAAGAAAAUCAGUGAUGCCGGUGUUGCCGAAGAUGGAGGAGCUCAGCACAGAGAAAGUUGCCGUUGCAACGCUCAAGGAGUUCUCUUUUGAUUAUUUCAGGGAGUCACAGGGAGGUGGCCGUGCCAGAGGGAUCAAAGAGAAAUUGUGGGCCAACAGCAAAGAGCAUCUCAAACAGCCGCUGCUCAGGAGCCUGCAGGGCAACACAGAGCUGUCCCACCUCGCUUGUGACUGCUUCACAGCUAUCCUUAAAUAUAUGGGAGAUUAUCCAGUCAAGCAUGUGCGGACACCCAUAGAUUUAACAAACCAGAUCUUUGGGCCAGCAACGGCACACGUGGAGCUACGAGAUGAGAUCUACUGUCAAAUAAUGAAGCAGAUGACUAAUAACAACCAUGGGCUGAGUAUGGAGCGAGGAUGGCAGUUGUUGUGGCUGUGUUGUGGUCUGUUUCCUCCAAGUCAGUUGCUACUGAAAUAUGCUCAACGUUUUCUGGAGUCCAGACCAAGGGAGCCUCUGGCCUCCGCCUGCCUGCAAAGGAUGCAAGCUAUGCUUAGUAUCGAGGGAAGGAAGUUGCCUCCUCACCAGGUGGAAGUGGACGCUAUUCAAAAUAACAGCACCCAGAUCUUCCAUAAAGUUCAUUUUCCCAACGAUACAUCUGAUAUAUUUGAGGUGACCACCACUACAAGGAUCAAAGACUUAUGCCGCAACAUUGCCAGAGACCUCCACCUCUCUUCAGAAGAUGGAUACAGUCUGUUUGUUAAAACAUCCACCAAGGUAGUAAGUAUGGAUUCGAAAGAGUACUUUUUUGACAACCUCAGGCAACUCACAGAUGUCGUCAUUAAAAAGGGAAAGAAAGUCAAAGAGGCUACUCCAACUAUUGCGCCUUACCUGGUGCUCUUCAUGAGGAAGCUCUGGUUUAAUGUGAUCCCAGGAAAAGACCUAAUUGCUGACCUAACCUUCCACUUUCCCCAGGAAUUGCCGAAGUAUUUGAAGGGCUACCAUGAUGUAUCUAAAGAGGACAUGAUCAAACUGGCAGGACUGCUGUUCCGUGUUCAGGUUGACACGGAUAAAUCACAGUUCGUCAUGAUCCCUAGAAUGCUGAAAGAUCUGGUGCCAGCUGAUCAGCACACAAUCAUGACUCCUGAUGACUGGAAGAAGCACAUCAUCAACGCAUACAACAAGCAGGCAGGCAUAACCGUAGAUGAAGCCAAACACCAGUUCCUGAAGACGAUCUCGCCGUGGCCUACCUUCGGAUGUGUUUUCUUCGAAGUGAAGCAAACCUCAGAGAAGAGUUACCCCAGUAUUAUUACGCUAUCAAUCAGCAAGCAGGGAGUCAACAUCAUAAACCCUAGGACAAAGGAGGUGCUUGCGAUGCAUCUAUUCAGUAAGAUCACUUCCUGGUCUAGUGGAAACACGUAUUUUCACUUGACCAUCGGCAACCUGGUGCAGGGCAACACUCUGCUCUGUGAGACCUCUGUGGGUUAUAGAAUAAGUGAUCUCCUGUCUUCUUACAAGGACAUGUAUCUGAAUGAGAUCCCAAGGGUGCGGAAAACAAAGAGGAUCAACAUGUAGUCCAGUUGUGUUCUGUUUCUUUUUGGGUCUUUAUCACAAAAUUAUAGCAUGGAUUUGUUCAAGUAACUUUUUAGAGAAUUGCGUAAGUAAAAAAAUAAUAAUUACUAAGAGGAAUUGGUUUUAAAAUCAUCACUUUUUAAUAUGUAACAUUAACUAGUAUAGAUCUGUCACUGAAAUCAUAAUGUUUUUGCUUGUUGCUUCUUCUAUGUGUAUUUUAGAUAAAUUUAUAGGCUUGAGUAUUUAUUUUUAGUUCAAUAGUCCAACUUCUCAUAGACUUUGCAUUGCAAUGUUACACUAGGUGGCAGUAUUUUUACAGUUUAAUUCUAAUCUAUCUAAUAGUGCUUUGAUGG
This is a messenger RNA of Labeo rohita (rohu), 7207 nucleotides long. It is a transcript of the gene myo7bb, whose product is annotated as myosin VIIBb. The transcript is spliced from 47 exons. Gene Ontology annotation, cellular component: cytoskeleton; myosin complex. NCBI's taxonomy places the organism in Eukaryota, Metazoa, Chordata, Actinopteri, Cypriniformes, Cyprinidae. Gene Ontology annotation, molecular function: cytoskeletal motor activity; protein binding; ATP binding. The record is from RefSeq and is a predicted model, not a curated record. Bases 234 to 6857 code for a protein of 2207 amino acids.